AUGGAUGAAGAAUUAAGAUAUAUUCAUAGUAAAAAAGAUUUUAUUGAAUUAAAUAUCGAAUGGAGUAAUGGAAUUAUUGUUUGUCCAUUAAAGAAAGUAGAGUUUAGUCCAGGUCAUCAAUUUGUAGCUCUCAAAUGUGGAUGUGUUAUUUCUAAAUUAGCUCUUGAUGAAAUCAAAUCAAUUAAUGGAAAUAAAUGCCCAUUGUGUGAAACAGAAGGAUUGGAAUUUAUUCCAUUAAAUCUUCCACUAGAAGAGAUGGAGAAACAAAUGGAACUUCAUUGUAAACUCUUUGAUCAAAAACAAAAUAAAACAAAGUUUAUUCAAAAAGAAGAAAAUAAAAUUGCUCUAGUAACUCAACCAAUUGCAAACACAAUUGCUGAUCAAGCAAAAGUUAAUGUAAAUAAACAAGAUGAUGAUGAGAUAUAUAAGUCUUUAUUUAAAUCAUCACAAAAUUAA
Entamoeba histolytica HM-1:IMSS is the source of this 456-nucleotide messenger RNA. RefSeq lists its product as uncharacterized. The record is from RefSeq and is a predicted model, not a curated record. Bases 1 to 456 code for a protein of 151 amino acids. NCBI's taxonomy places the organism in Eukaryota, Evosea, Mastigamoebida, Endamoebidae. Gene Ontology annotation, cellular component: nucleus. Gene Ontology annotation, biological process: site-specific DNA replication termination at RTS1 barrier; mitotic DNA replication termination. The transcript has a single exon.